AUGAAAAGAGAGCGAGAUGACAAAAUCGAAGAUGACAACAAUAGAUCAAGAUCGAGAGGAGAAAGCAGAUGCUGGAAUAACAAUAAAGAGCAGGAGCGGUUCCUCCCAAUAGCCAAUGUGGGCCGCAUAAUGAAAAAGGUUAUCCCGGGAAACGGGAAAAUCUCCAAGGACGCCAAGGAGACAGUGCAGGAAUGCGUGUCCGAAUUCAUAAGCUUUGUCACGGGAGAGGCCUCAGACAAGUGCCAACGUGAAAAGAGGAAGACUAUCAAUGGGGACGAUAUUCUGUGGGCCAUCAUGACACUAGGCUUCGAGGAUUACGUCAAUCCCCUCAAACUUUACCUCACAAAGUACCGUGAGAUUGAGGGCGAGAAGCUUAAUCUGCCCAAACACCACCACCAGCAGCAACAGGCCCCAAUUAUGCCUCCCUACACUAAUAAUAUAUACCCUUCGCCCAAUUUGCCAUUUGUGCCCGCUGACCCUCCGCCGCCGUUCCCACUGCCUUUCCCGCAAACUUCCAUGCUGCCACAGGAGGACCACCACGUGGACGACCAGCAUUGGUAA
Messenger RNA from Striga asiatica, 561 nucleotides. Lineage: Eukaryota; Viridiplantae; Streptophyta; Magnoliopsida; Lamiales; Orobanchaceae. The record is from the annotation of a GenBank genome assembly.